AUGAAGGCCUCCAUUCUUUCUAUUGCCUACCUCAUCGCCCUUGCGGCCACAGCUCCCGCUCUUGUCAGCAACAAAGACGUUUCCAUCCGGACCCCACAGCUUCCUCCCAUAUAUGAGGAGAUCGCCGAUGCUGCAGGCGAAAAUACCAAGCGCCAGCUUCCUCCCAUCUAUGAGGAGAUCGCUGAUGAAAACACCAAGCGCCAGCUUCCUCCCAUCUAUGAGGAGAUCGCUGAUGCAGGCGAAAACACCAAGCGCCAGCUCCCCCCCAUCUAUGAGGAGAUCGCUGAUGCAGGCGAAAACACCAAGCGCCAGCUCCCCCCCAUCUAUGAGGAGAUCGCUGAUGCAGGCGAAAACACCAAGCGCCAGCUGCCUCCUAUCUACGAGGAGAUUGCCGAUGCAGGCGAAAACACCAAGCGCCAGCUUCCUCCUAUCUACGAGGAGAUUGCCGAUGGGGGCGAGAACGAGAAACGCCAGCUCCCUCCUAUCUACGAGGAAAUAGCCGAUGCAGACCAGUAG
Messenger RNA from Diaporthe batatas, 516 nucleotides. RefSeq lists its product as uncharacterized. The transcript has a single exon. The record is from RefSeq and is a predicted model, not a curated record. The coding region runs from base 1 to 516 and encodes 171 amino acids. NCBI's taxonomy places the organism in Eukaryota, Fungi, Ascomycota, Sordariomycetes, Diaporthales, Diaporthaceae.